GGCGCGUGCAGCUCAUCUUAGGACGUCUUGUGAAAUGAAGGGGCGGAAGGUUUUCAUAUAAAGAGCAGAAAGUUUUUGUUUUAGAAUAAGCCCAAGUACUAGUGAUUUGGUCAUGGCCAUCACUGUUUCAGCUUGUCGGGCGCACCUGUUUAAAUGGUGCGGGCAAGAUGGAACUCCUCACAAGCAAGUGAAAUUGCUGCCCAGAGCUCGGUGCCACAGAAAACUUACAAUCGUUCUAUCAUGCGAUUAUGACUGUUCUAGUCAAAUAUUUUCCAAUGGAACUUCUCUUGGGAGAAGAAUGCUUCUUUUGACAGCUUGCUUACCAGUCAUGACAUUAGAGAAUGAUGUUAAUCUUUUCAGAUCAAAUAACAGAUCAAACCUACUUGCAGUGGAGGUAGAAGAAGUAGAGAUACAAGCAAUAAAAAGCGAGAUAAGGAAAGUAUUAUCAAAGGCAAAAGCUGCUGGGUUAUUGCGACUAGUUUUUCAUGAUGCCGGAACUUUUGAUAUGGCCAAGAAUACAGGUGGUAUGAAUGGAUCCAUAAUCUAUGAACUCAAUAGACCUGAAAACACAGGUCUCGAGCGUUCAGUAAAGGUUCUCCAGAAAGUCAAGGCAGUACUAGACUUAGCUAUGCAAGUGUCAUGGGCAGACCUAAUAGCUUUGGCUGGAGCUGAAGCUGUGGCAUUAUGUGGCGGUCCUGACAUUCCUGUUAGACUUGGAAGGCAGGAUAAAGAGUCGCCUGAUCCUGAGGGGGAGCUUCCAGUAGAAUCUCUUAAUGCUGCUGGUCUGAUAGAAUGCUUCCAAAAGAAAGGCUUCUCGACACAAGAUCUUGUGGCGUUGUCUGGAGCUCACACUCUAGGGAAUAAAGGUUUUGGAAAACCUACAUCAUUUGACAACUCAUACUUCCAUACACUUCUGGAAAAACCAUGGCUAAAAGCAAGUAAUGGGGAGAUGGGAAAAAUGAUAGGACUUCCGUCUGAUCAUGCACUUGUUGAGGAUGAAGAGUGUCUUAGGUGGAUAACUACAUAUGCUAAUGAUCAAAGAAGGUUUUUUGAUGACUUUACUGUAUCUUACAUAAAACUUGUUAAUAGUGGUGUAAAUUGGAAAAAUAUUUAGCUGUAUUUUGAAAUUCUAAAAAAUUAUGUAAAUUCUCACAUUUUUUUGUUAGUUUUAUUGAUUUUUUAUAUGUAAUUAAAAUGGAUAUCAGUUGACCUAUUAAAAAUGUGUUCUUUUA
Molecule: messenger RNA, 1232 nt
Organism: Cryptomeria japonica (Japanese cedar)
Lineage: Eukaryota; Viridiplantae; Streptophyta; Pinopsida; Cupressales; Cupressaceae
Product: putative L-ascorbate peroxidase 6
Exons: 10
Coding region: 113-1114 (333 amino acids)
Biological process (GO): response to reactive oxygen species; hydrogen peroxide catabolic process; cellular response to oxidative stress
Molecular function (GO): peroxidase activity; heme binding
Source: RefSeq, a predicted model, not a curated record